This is a messenger RNA of Phalacrocorax carbo (great cormorant), 2748 nucleotides long. Lineage: Eukaryota; Metazoa; Chordata; Aves; Suliformes; Phalacrocoracidae. The record is from RefSeq and is a predicted model, not a curated record.
GGGGGCCAAGGGAAGGGCACGGGGGUUAUGGGGUGGUCACCGGGGUUAUCCCGGGGGGGGGGGGGCGGUUUGGAGGCGGGGAGGGAGCGCCCGGUAGGUCCCACCGCGCCCGUCCGUGACUAUCGCCCCUUUAAGGCCGCGCCCUCGGCCCCGCCCCUGCCCCGACCCGCCAGACCUGUCCGCCCCGCCCGGCCCCGCCCUGCCGACCCCACCCUCUGAGGCCCCGCCCCCGCCGCCCCGCCCGGCGGCGGCCCAGCCCCCCCCCCCCGUCCCGUCCCAGCUCGGAGCGGAGCAGCACCGGCCCCUCCGCCGCGCUCGGCCCGGAGCCGCCCGGUUCGGCCCGGUACGGCCGGGAGCGGCCCGGCAAGGCUCGGCCCGGUUCCGUUCGGUUCGGCCCGGUGCAGCCCGGUUCGGCACGGAUGGUGCUGGCCGGGGGCCGAGCAGCGCCGUGAGCCCGCAGGUGUCCGCAUGGCCCCCCGCGGGAUGCGGCCCGGGACGCGCUCCCUCUUCCUCCUCCUCCUCCUUCUCCUCCUCGCCGCCACCGGCGCCCGCUCCGGGGUGGUGGAGGUGGAGCGCAGCGUGACGGCGGUGCUGGGCCAGGACGUGGUGCUGCCGUGCCGGUACCGGGCGCAGGAGCAGGAGCAGGUGGUGCAGGUGACGUGGCUGAAGCGGGGCCCGGCCGGGCGCAGCGCCGAGGUGGCCGUGCUCAACCAGCAGCACGGGGAGCACGUGCAGGAGCCCUACGUCGGGCGGGUGCUGUGGCGGGCGAGCGGGGCGCUGGAGGACGGCGCCAUCGUCCUGAAGAACGCGGUGCAGGGGGACGAGGGCGACUACGAGUGUCACCUCAUCACCUUCCCCCUGGGCAACUUCGAGGGGCGCCUCACCCUCAAGGUGCUGGUGCCGCCGCUGCCCAUCCUGAACCCGGGGCUGCCGCUGGAGGAGGGGCAGGGCCGGACGCUGGCGGCCUCGUGCACGGCGGAGGGCAGCCCCGUGCCCUCGGUGCACUGGGAGACGGAGGUGCGGGGCACCAACACCACGCACCGCUCGGUGCACGCCCGCUCCGCCUCCGUCACCAGCGAGUUCUUCCUCGUGCCCGGGCGCAGCAUGAACGGCAAGAGCCUGACCUGCGUGGUGGCCCACCCCGGCCUGCGCCACGAGAAGAGGAUCACCCACCUCCUCAGCGUUGCCUACCUGUCGGACGCCUCGGUGCUGGGGCACACGGAGGAGUGGCAGGAGGGCAUGGAGGGGGCCACGCUGACCUGCCUGGGGGAUGGCAACCCACCCCCCACCUACAACUGGACACGGCUGAACGCCCCGCUGCCCGCCGGCGUGCGGGUGAAGGGGGACACCCUCGUCUUCCAGCGGCCCCUCGCCGCCGCCGAUGCCGGGGACUACGUCUGCCGCGUCUCCAACCGCGUGGCCGCCAAGGAGGCGCGGGCCAACGUCAGCAUCAAGAGCAGGGCGGCAGACGAGGUGCGCAAGGUAGACCUGGUCUCGGCCUCGGUGGUGGUGGUGGGCGUCAUCGCCGCCGUCCUGCUCUGCGUCCUCGUCGUCGUCGUGGUUGUCAUGACCCUCUACCACAAGCGCAAGACCAAGCGCAUCUCCGAGAAGUACGAGGAGGAGCUGACGCUCACCCGGGAGAACUCCAUCCGCCGCCUGCACUCCAGCCACAGCACCGACACACGCACCCAGCUGGAGGAGACGCUGCAGCUGCGCACGGAGAGCCGGCAGGGCAGCCUGCGGGGGGACAGCCUGCGUGGGGACAGCCUGCGCGGCACCAGCAUCUGCUCCGCCAUGAGCGAAGAGCCCGAAGGUCGCAGCUACUCGACGCUCUCGACGGUGCGGGAGAUCGAGACGCAGACGGAGGUGCCGGCAGCGCCGCUGCUGCCCACCCCGGUGGGGAAGGACCCGAAGGAGGAGGAGGAGGAUGGCGGCGGCGGCGGCGGCAGGGGGGAUGACCCCAUCAAGCAGGCCAUGACCCACUUCGUGCAGGAGAACGGGAUGCUGCAGGCCAAGCCCACCACCAACGGUAUCUACAUCAACGGCCGCGGACACCUGGUGUGAGCCGCGUGGGGCCGGGGGGGGGGCGCCCGAGGGACCCCUGUCCCCCCCCUGCGGCUCCCCCGGGCUCUGCCCACCCACCGGGCUGGCUCCAGCCCCCAAGCAUCGCCCUGCUGCUGGCACGGGGCCAGGGACGCGCACCGUGCCCCAGGACGGGGCUCCGGGCCCCAGGCGUCACCUCGCUGCUCGCGUGGGGCUGGGGACGCGCGCGCGCCCCAGGACGGGCUCCGCUCCCCGGCUGUCGCCCUGCUGCUGGCACGAGGGGGGGACGGUCACCGGUGGCCGGCCGGAGAGGAGGUGACAGCAGCAUCCAGGACCCACGGGCGCUGGAGCCACCGGGCACCCACGGGUGUGGGGACACCUACGACGUGAGGACACCCCAAGGACAGGACAGGGGCAGGAGCCCCCGGCGGGGAUCGCGCCACCCCCCUCUCUUUCUCCCCUCCCCAGUAUCCCUUCGGACUCUGGGUCAGCUCCUUCCCGCGCGGUGCUGGGGACACGCGGCUGUCCCCGCUCGGGAUGCGGUUUGCCGGUGGCACUUGGGACGCUUGUGUCCCCUUUCCCCACCCCACCCCCCUACGGCCCCUCCAAAACCCCCAACCCCCCCUGUCAUCCCCCCACUAAGCUGCCAAGGGGACCCCCCCGGGGCCGGGCCCCCCCCGGGCGCGGGGCUGGUGGCGGGGGUCC